AUGGCCAACCCAAGACGGGAAUGCAAGGCCAUCACACUUAGAAGUGAGAAAGUCAUAGAAGAGGCAAUCCCAAGCCAGGACAACCAUGAAGAAGAAGCUGUAGAAAAGCAUGGAAACAAGAAUGAAGAGACCCCUGCCCCAUCCUCACCAAAGUCAGUCUUGAAGCCUUAUGUGCCAAAGGCACCAUAUCCACAAAGGCUGAGAAAGGAUGGGAAGGAUGGCCAGUUCUCUAGAUUCUUAGAGAUCAACAUACAAUUUACUGAAGCAUUAGAGCAAAUGUCACUUUAUGCCAAAUUCUUGAAGGAGCUCAUGACAAGAAAAAGGAAUUGGGAAGAAAAAGAGACCAUAGUGCUAACUGAGGAGUGUAGUGCUAUCAUACAAAAGAAGCUCCCUCAGAAAAUGAAACACCCAGGAAUUUUCCAAAUCCUCUGCAUCAUAGGAGAUAUCAAUAUUGAGAAAGUCUUGUGUGACCUGGGUGCAAACAUCAAUCUCAUGUCCCUAACCAUGAUGAGGAGGAUGAAGAUUGAGGAAGCAAGGCAACAAGAAUGGCACUCCAAUUGGCUGACAGAACAUUCAAGUUUCCACAUGGGAUAG
Molecule: messenger RNA, 594 nt
Organism: Arachis stenosperma
Lineage: Eukaryota; Viridiplantae; Streptophyta; Magnoliopsida; Fabales; Fabaceae
Exons: 1
Coding region: 1-594 (197 amino acids)
Source: RefSeq, a predicted model, not a curated record